AUGGCCGGAACAUCAAAACCGGAAUCCGAUGGGCGCUGGGGCGAAAAUGCGGCCGGCGACAUCUCAGUCAACGCCGCGCUUGAGGAGUUUCACGACCUCGAGAAAGAAUUAAGCACACUCCAACAAAGGCGCUCUGCCGCAUACCACCAGAAGCCGAAAAAGCAAGAUGGCGAUGCUGGCGGCGAGAGCGAUUCUACCAUCGCGCCCAGCCUUUCUGGUGAGAACUCAUUCGACCUGCCCGACUUCCUCAGGAGGGGAAUCAUGGACAUGCGCACACCGAGUGGGGGUCCAGCGAAACGACUCGGCGUAUCAUUCAAGAACUUGACGGUCAAAGGCAUCGAGUCAUCGACAAAGCAGGUCGUCACAUUUCCCCGGGAUCUGCUAAACACGUUCGGGCCCGACUUUUACCAUUUUAUCACGAGCAUCUUUCCGAGACUCAAACUUCACAAUGAGCCCACCGUCGACCUCAUCCGGAAUAUGACAGGAACAGUGCGACAUGGCGAGAUCAUGCUGGUCUUGGGUCGGCCAGGUUCUGGAUGUUCGACAUUCCUCAAGGCUAUUGCCAACCACCGAGACGAGUAUGCCCAGGUUGACGGAGAAGUUUUCUAUGGUGUUAUUCCAGCUGAGGACCAGCUGCAACGUUUCCGAGGCGAGGUCGUCUACUGCGAAGAAGAUGAUCGCCAUUUCCCCUCCCUUACGGUUUGGCAGACGUUGUGGUUUGCACUGAAAACCAAAACCAGGAAGAGAGAGCAGUGGACCAUCCCGCUCAUCCUCGACUCGCUUCUCCAAAUGUUUGGUAUCGAACACACGAAGAAUACGCUGGUUGGAGACGAAUACAUUCGAGGUGUUUCCGGAGGAGAACGCAAACGUGUGAGUCUGGCAGAAACGUUAGCCACACGAGCAUCGGUGGUUUGCUGGGACAACUCAACUCGAGGCCUCGAUGCCAGCACGGCCCUCAGCUUUGCCAAGUCGCUUCGUGUCUAUACCGAUGUCAGCGGACGCACUACUUUGGUCACGCUUUACCAAGCAGGAGAGUCGAUAUACGAGUUGAUGGACAAGGUCCUUGUAAUAGACGACGGUCGUAUGCUGUUCCAGGGACCAGCCGACGAGGCGAAAAAGUACUUUGAGGACUUGGGCUAUCUGUGUCCCCCAAGACAAACAACUGCCGACUUUUUGACUUCGAUCGCCGAUAAGAACGCCCGACACUUCCAACCCGGCCGAGAGGAAACUGCUCCCAAAACGUCCGAAGAGCUCGAGAGAGCUUUCCGCGAGAGCGAGCACUACCAGCGCAUACUGGAAGAUGUUGAGGACUACGAACGUGGAAGUAGGUCGGCAAACAACGACAAGCACCGAAUGUUUGAGGCGACGGUAAAGGAUUCCAAAAGCAAAACUGUCAUUGGCGAUUCCGUUUAUACCGUUUCAUUCCUAAAGCAGGUCGCCGCCUGCACCAAGCGUCAAGCCUGGCUUCUUUGGGGCGACAGAGGCUCCUUCUACACGAAGCUCAUCAUCAUCGUCGCCAACGCUCUCAUCGUCUCAUCCCUCUUCUACGGCGCCGGACAAGAUACGUCCUCGGUCUUUGCAAGAGGCGGUAUCGUGUUCUUCUCCAUUGCCUUUAUCGGCUGGCUCCAGUUUGCGGAACUCCUCCCUGCGAUAUCCGGGCGAACCACAAUCGAGAGACAACGAGUCUUUGCCUUUUACAGGCCAUCUGCCGUGGUGAUUGCAAGGAUGAUUUUGGAUUUCCCCCUGAUCCUGAUCAUGACCAUCCUGUUUUGCAUACCGGUCUAUUUCUUAGCCCAGUUCGACGUCGACGCGGCCAAGUUUUGGAUCUACACACUGAUUGUGUACACGGCGACUUUCUGCCUCACGACCAUGUACCGAAUGUUUGCAUCUCUUUCAUCUACGGUAGAUGACGCUGUACGCUUUGUGGGUGUCGUUUUGAACAUCAUGUUCAUCAUGACAGGAUACGUUAUCCCCAAACCCGCCCUUCUCAGUGACGCCAUUUGGUUUGGCUGGAUUUACUACAUCAACCCUGUCGCGUAUGGAUUCGAAGCGUUGCAGACGAACGAGUUCUUCGAGCGGCAGAUGCAAUGCAGCGAAUCACAACUGGUGCCUCGAGGACCAGGCUCGGACCCCAAUUACCAGGGAUGCUCCCUCCCCGGGUCAACGCUGGGCAGCACAACGGUCAGUGGACCAGCGUACUUGGAGGCUUCGUUCCAGUACUCGAGGGCAAAUCUGUGGCGCAACUUUGGAAUCAUCAUUGCCUUUACUGUCUUCUAUCUCGGUGUGACCGUCUUGGCCGUUGAGACGAUCAAGUUCAAGGGCACUGGAGCCCAGUCCUUGAUGUUCGCCAAGCGAGGAGGGGCGAAAACAGACGAAAGCGAGAAAGACAAUGCAGCCGAAGAAACGUUCGAACCCAUCGGCGACGGCCAGAGCGUCUUCACAUUCAAAGACAUCAACUACACUGUUCCUUAUGGCAACGGCGAGCGCCAGCUACUCAACAAGGUUUGCGGAUACGCCAAGCCGGGAAAGAUGAUUGCGCUCAUGGGCAGCUCCGGUGCCGGCAAGACGACUCUGCUCAACACCAUUGCCCAGAGACAGAAAAUUGGAGUGGUGUCCGGCGAGAUGUUAGUCAACGGAGCUAACUUGGGGCCCGAGUUCCAGAGAGGCACCGGCUUCUGCGAGCAGAGGGAUAUCCACGAGGGCACCGCGACGAUCAGAGAAGCGCUGGAAUUUUCUGCAUUGCUCCGACAAGAGCGUGCUAUUCCGCGUGAGGAGAAGAUUGCCUAUGUCGAUAGGAUCAUUCAUCUGCUGGAGUUGGGCGACUUGCAGCAUGCCAUCAUCUCUUCCUUGACUGUUGAGCAAAGGAAGCGAGUCACCAUUGGAGUUGAACUCGCUGCCAAGCCAAAACUCCUUCUUUUCUUGGACGAACCGACAAGUGGCCUCGACAGCCAGUCUGCGUUCUCCAUUGUCCGAUUCCUCCGAAAACUGUGCGACGCAGGCCAAGCCAUCAUUUGCACCAUCCACCAGCCUUCCUCCGACCUCAUCGAGCAGUUCGACAUGAUUCUCGCCCUUAACCGGGGCGGAAGAACCUUCUACUUCGGCCCUGUUGGCACAAACGGCUCCGUCGUCGUCGACUACUUUGCGCAAAGGGGUUUCCCGUGCCCCCCGAGCCGGAACGUGGCCGAGUUCAUCCUGGAGACGGCGUCAACGCCAUCAGUCAAGGACGGAAAGCGCAUUGACUGGAACGAUGAGUGGCUCAUCUCCGAUGAGCACAAGGCGAUUGUCGCUGAGAUCGAUCAGAUUACCGCCGAGAGACGCCCGCCCACUACCACAUCGGCCGCUCAGACUGAGUUUGCGGCAUCCACCGCAUACCAAUGUCUCCUGCUGACGAAGAGGAUGUUCGUUCAGCACUGGAGAGAACCCCAAUACUUGUACAGCAGAGUCUUUGUCCACACCAUCAUGGGUAUCUUCAACGGAUUUACAUUUUGGAUGCUUGGAAACGACAUUGCAAGUAUGCAGAACCGCAUGUUUAGCGCCAUCAUUCUCAUCUUCUUCAUUCCACCCACCGUAGUGAACUCGGUCGUGUUGAAGUUCUUCCAGAACCGGGGUCUCUGGGAAGACCGGGAGCUACCGAGUCGCACCUAUGGGUGGGUUGCCUUUUGCACUGCCAACGUGGUUUGUGAGAUCCCCAUGGCCAUUGUGUGUGCCACCAUCUACUGGCUACUGUGGUACUUCCCCGUGGGAUACCCGGCGACUGCAUCGGUCUCGGGCUACACCUAUCUGAUGGUCCUCGUCUGGUCUCUCUUCCAAUCGAGCUGGGGGCAAUGGAUCUCCGCCUUUGGACCGUCCUACUCCACGAUCUCCAACCACCAGCUCACAUUCUGGCAGAUUCUUCCCUUCUUCUUCGUCAUGGUGGCGCUCUUCAAUGGCAUCCUCGUGCCGUACGCCUCCAUUCCUGUCUUCUGGAAAUACUGGAUGUACUACAUCAACCCAACAACUUGGUUUUCUCGCGGCGUUCUCUCCGCGGUCCUUCCACCGGCUGCAGUGCAGUGCAGUUCUGCCGAGUUUGCACGGUUCGACCCCCCACCAGGAUCGACUUGCGGCCAGUAUGCCAAUCAGUUCGUUGACGAUGUCGCCAUGGCCGGAUACUUGGAGAAUCCCGACGCGACGUCCAACUGCGGCUACUGCCCAUACCGCAACGGCGGCGAGUACAUGCAGACGCUCAACGUCUAUACUACUGACAAGUGGCCCUCGUUCGGCAUUCUGGUUGCCUUUGCAGUCGCCAACUGGGCUCUGGUUUACUUCUUCGUCUACACCGUUCGGAUCAGGGGGUGGACUUUUGGCAUAUCCACAGUCACAACGCAGUGCUCCAUGAUGCUGGGUCGACUCAGGAGACAUAGCAAACAGACCGAAACCGAAGAAGCCUAG
Molecule: messenger RNA, 4428 nt
Organism: Colletotrichum spaethianum
Lineage: Eukaryota; Fungi; Ascomycota; Sordariomycetes; Glomerellales; Glomerellaceae
Product: brefeldin A resistance protein
Exons: 10
Coding region: 1-4428 (1475 amino acids)
Biological process (GO): transmembrane transport
Cellular component (GO): membrane
Molecular function (GO): ATP hydrolysis activity; ABC-type transporter activity; ATP binding
Source: RefSeq, a predicted model, not a curated record